AUGGCUGAAUCAUACCCAACCCUCUCCCAAUGCGCGCUUGUCGCCGGCGCUCUGAAGGUCCUCCUCUUCCCGGCCUACAAAUCCACCGACUUCGAAGUCCACCGGAACUGGCUCGCCAUCACAAACAGCCUGCCUUUGUCCAAGUGGUACUACGAGAAGACCUCGGAAUGGACCCUCGACUACCCUCCCUUCUUCGCCUACUUCGAGUGGGUCAUGUCCCAGGUCGCGAAGCUCGUCGACCCGGCCAUGCUCAAGGUCUACAACUUGGAAUACGAUAGCUGGCAGACGGUAUACUUCCAGAGAUGGACUGUCAUUAUUUCGGAACUGGUCUUAGUCUAUGCGCUGCAGCGAUUCAUCGAGACCGCGACGGGAGGAACGAGACGAGCUGCCCAGGCUGCUGCCAUCUCAAUUCUACUUUCCCCUGGUCUUUUGAUCAUUGACCACAUCCACUUCCAGUACAACGGCGCCAUGUACGGUGUGCUCAUCCUAUCCCUCGUUCUGGCGAGAUCCAAGUCGGGCUUGCUGGGCAGCGGACUGGUGUUUGCUGCGUUGUUGUGCAUGAAGCACAUCUAUCUGUACCUCGCCCCGGCCUACUUUGUCUUCCUUCUCCGUGCCUACUGCUUGUCGCCCAAGUCCAUGUUCAGAAUCCAGUUCUUCAACUGCAUCAAGCUGGGUGGCGGUAUUGCGGCCAUCUUUGGUGCCGCAUUUGGACCAUUUGCUGCUCUGAAUCAGAUACCGCAGAUGAUGAGCCGCCUUUUCCCGUUCUCACGUGGUCUUUGCCAUGCCUAUUGGGCCCCCAAUGUAUGGGCUCUGUACUCCUUCGCGGACCGCGUCCUCAUUUAUGUGGCACCCAGGCUCAAUCUUCCCGUCAAGGCCGAAGCCAUCAACAGUGUCACCAGAGGACUCGUGGGUGACACUGCCUUUGCGGUGCUGCCAGAAAUCAGCCCACGUACUUGCUUCGCUCUCACGCUCUUCUUCCAGGUGCUGCCUCUGAUCAAGCUCUUCUUCCAGGCCCAGACACCCUUGCCCUGGGACAGCUUUAUUGGAGCGGUGACUUUGUGCGGCUACGCUUCAUUCCUCUUCGGAUGGCAUGUGCACGAGAAGGCCAUUCUUCUCGUCAUCAUUCCCUUUAGCCUUAUUGCGCUCAAGGAUCGCCGCUACCUCAGUGCAUUCCGACCAUUGGCUGUCGCUGGGCACGUCUCUCUCUUCCCCCUGCUGUUCACGUCGGCGGAAUUCCCAAUCAAGACGGUUUACACCAUCUUCUGGCUGAUUCUGUUCCUCCUGACCUUUGACCGAUUGGCGCCGGCUUCCAGAAAGGCCAGGUUCUUCUUGCUCGAUCGGUUCAGCACGCUGUAUAUCGCAGUCAGCAUCCCGUUGAUUCUGUACUGCUCACUGCUGCACCAGAUAGUGUUUGGGAAGCGGUAUGAAUUCCUUCCGCUAAUGUUCACGAGCUCGUACUGCGCAGUGGGGGUCGUCGGCAGUUGGCUCGGGUUCAUGCCUCGUUGCGCAUUCGGACCUCGACUUUUGGACCAUGCCAUUGUAGCCCACCGCCACCAUGGUAUGGACCCCGUCUUAUUCAAGCGCAAACCGGUGCAGUUCUUGCCGCCCAAGGACAUCAAGGAUGACAAUGCAGAGGUUCGAAAAUUGAACUUCACGGACGAUGCGACGAAUACUGAUGUAAGCCCUCAGGUCUGGCACAUACCGCAGACCGGUGAAGUCUUCGCCCAUUAUGAAGACUAUUUAACCAGAAUGGAUUUCUACAAACAGCGCCGAUUCAUUUGCCAGAUCACAGGGCACUCUGGCUUGACGUUUUUCGAAGCUCUCAAGAGCGAGCUUGCUGGCGCCGAAGAAGUCGAGCAAGCCUUCCCCGAAGCCCUCAAGGGCCCGGUGCUGCGACGCGUACAAUUCCAAACGGUCUCUCGAAUUGAUACCCUGGUAGACAUGGUUUUUGAAGAGUUCAGGGCGGACUACUACCCUGGCGAAGCAGUCACGGUCAGCACGGCAGACGGAGAGAGGUUGCAGGGCGUUGUCAGAGAAAAGACCCGGUUUGGAGGCAAGGUACUACCCGACGGCACCUUGACACCUCCCUACACUAGAUACACGGUCAGCCUCGACGAGAGACCCGGCGCCGAAGCUGUGGUUGACGACGACCACAUCUGGCGCGAUCGCAAGAUCUUCACAAAGUCGGUCCUACGCUCUUUCAUAAAGAAGACGGUGACGCGCGAGGCAUGGAAUGGCGCCCCGUGGCUCGUCAAGCAGGACUAUGCGGCACAAUAUCACAUCGACUCUCGGGUCCCGGCUCACCUGCGCUACGAUACGAAGUUGAUGGAGCGGAAGCAGAUCCAAGCACAGAAGCGAGCAAACCAGCCGCACGGCCAAGAGGCAAACGGAGCAAACGGUGUAAACGGAGCUAUGCAGAACGGGCCGGCUAGGUUACCAGAACUGAAACCUGCACCAAAGAACCAGAAGGGCAAGCUGCAGCACCAAUCUCCGGAUUUCGACGGCAAGGGUUCGCAGGGCAUGCUUGCUGGACAUGAAGGCGUAUUUCAGGCGCCUCCUCAUAAGAAUCCCUUCCAGCUCCCCCUCAACUUCAGGAACCAACAAAUGCAGCACCCCAUGGCUGCCCCCGAAGUGCCCCCACCGCCUCCGCCGCCAAAAUACCCCAUCGAAGAUUUGCAGGUACCGAUGCGGGAGGGUGUUGUCAGACCGCCGCUGUCGUUCUUCUGCAAGGACCCUCCGGCCGAGACCGAUGACGCCACCAAGGGCAGCGCUGGCCUGCAGGACAAGAUUUCGAUGGAGUCAGUCGGCUUGUUCCUGGAGACAUGGGACACGCUCAACGUCUAUUGCGAGAUUUUCAAGCUGGAUUCAUUUACGUUUGAUGAUUUUGUUGAAGCGAUGUGCGCUGCAUCCGAAGAGACGACGAUCCAGCUGUUUGAAGAGAUUCACUGCGCCGUUUUGAAACAGCUCGUCAGCGCUGAGGCAGACGGUGGCAAGGUCAACGUGCCACUGCCGGAGGUCGAGGAGGAGGAUGAUUCUGAGGAGGAAGAGGAAGAGGAAGAAAAGGAGCCCACACCUGAACCUGACAGGCCGCCUGCUAGAGCCACUAGAAGCAGUCUGGCGAGGGCCGAGGCCGAGAGACUGGCUGCUGAGGCGAGGGCCGCUGAGAAGGAGAGCGAAAACGUGGAGCCCGAAAUCAAGCAUCGCGCAGACGAGGUUCUCGAGGACUACGACUGGAUUGAAGAACUUCGAAAGCGAAACUUCGCGAAUGGCGGCUGGGAGAGAAUCAUCGUUGGUCUGCUUCAUCAGCUGUCGAAGGACGAACGGCACGAGAAACAAUGCGAAGACCUUCUCGCACAGAUCGUUCCCCCGGAGGUGGAGCAACCCACGCAGGACACCGUCAGGGAACAGUACGCCAAUCUCGACGUCAACCUUCGCGUCCAGGCACUGCAAAUCAUCUGCUUGCUUACCACCAGAACCAAGGCCAUGCGCACGUACAUGGAGGAGUGCAGCGAACAGAUGACUGCUUUCCGCAAGGAGAAGAUUGACUGGCAGCGUCAGAGGAAACAAGCACUUGAGGAGCUGCGUGUCCUUAACGACCAGCGCAAGAUCUUGUUGCCCGACAACAUGCCACCGUCGCCGCCUCCUGAAGCAGAAAAGCAGGAUGAGGACGUCAAGAUGGCCGAUGCUGAUGACUCAAUCGCGGAUGCCGAGGAUGAAGUUGCCGACUCCGAGGAAGAGGGCGCUCCCCGCAGAAACAUCCGCCGUGCCAACGACCGUGCUGCUGAGAGGCAGCGCAAGCGCGAAGAAGAAAAGAAGCGCAAAGAGAAGGCCGAGGCCGCGAAGGUGCCCAAGCAAUCGAAACAAUUCAUCAAGGUCCUCAAGGAUAUCACCAAGAAGGAGGAGUUCAUCAAGAAGUGUGAAGAGGAAAUUGCCGUCAUCGACAACGACCUUCGCGAAGCAGACUGCGGUCGAACCAGAGUGCUCGGCAAGGAUCGAUUCUGGAACAGGUACUACUGGUUUGAGCGGAACGGAAUGCCCUACGGUGGGCUUCCAGACAGCUCUACAGCUGCCGCCGAAUACGCCAACGGCUGCAUAUGGGUUCAAGGACCUGACGACCUGGAACGCGAGGGCUACAUCGACACCGAUCCCGAGUACCAGGCCGAGUACAAGACCAAAUUCGACAUGACUGUUCCGGAACGCAAAAAGCUGGAAGAGGGUACUACUAGCGUUUACAACGCGCGUCAGUGGGGCUUCUACAGCGAGCCGGAGCACGUUGACGAGCUCCUGAAGUGGCUCGAUCCUCGCGGAUUCAACGAGCUGCGGCUCAGGAAAGAGAUUGUGGCCUUCAAGGACAAGAUCGUAAAGCACAUGGAAAACCGAAAGAAGUACCUCGCCAGCGCAGAGCCCGAGGAGAAGGAGGAGAAGAAGGAGAAGAGGAGAGACUCCAAGCGGAUGAGUACAAGGGGCCGCCAUCAUGAGCCGACGCCUGAACCGACGAAUUACCGCUGCCUAUCUUGGGAGAACACCACAGCUAUGGAGGAACUGGGCCACCUCCAUUCUGAGCCCCCUCCUCCCCCAAGACCCAGGAAGCAGACGACAAAGAAGAGACAGGCCGUCGAGCCCUCUCCCUCUCCCGAGCCGGCGCCGAAGACAAGACGGCGCAAGUAA
Molecule: messenger RNA, 4668 nt
Organism: Colletotrichum gloeosporioides
Lineage: Eukaryota; Fungi; Ascomycota; Sordariomycetes; Glomerellales; Glomerellaceae
Product: Dolichyl pyrophosphate Glc1Man9GlcNAc2 alpha-1 3-glucosyltransferase
Exons: 10
Coding region: 1-4668 (1555 amino acids)
Biological process (GO): regulation of DNA-templated transcription
Molecular function (GO): DNA-binding transcription factor activity; hexosyltransferase activity
Source: RefSeq, a predicted model, not a curated record